Messenger RNA from Capra hircus (goat), 4298 nucleotides. RefSeq names its product origin recognition complex subunit 3 (gene ORC3). Gene Ontology annotation, biological process: DNA replication; DNA replication initiation. Gene Ontology annotation, cellular component: DNA replication preinitiation complex; nuclear origin of replication recognition complex; nuclear pre-replicative complex. The record is from RefSeq and is a predicted model, not a curated record. The coding region runs from base 57 to 2195 and encodes 712 amino acids. Lineage: Eukaryota; Metazoa; Chordata; Mammalia; Artiodactyla; Bovidae. Gene Ontology annotation, molecular function: DNA replication origin binding. The transcript is spliced from 20 exons.
GCGAGGGAGCGCGGGAAAUCCCGAGUGCAUCUGGAGUUCCACGGGUUGCUAGAGCCAUGGCUACCUCUUCGGUGUCCAAGGGUUGCUUUGUGUUUAAGCCAAACUUCAAGAAGAGAAAGAUCUCUGUGCCAAUAGAGGACUAUUUUAGUAAAGGGAAAAAUGCAUCUGAGGACAGUAAGCUUCGCUUUGAAACUUACCAGUUAAUAUGGCAGCAGAUGAAAUCUGAAACUGAGCGACUACAGGAGGAAUUAAAUAAAAACCUAUUUGACAGUCUCAUUGAAUUUCUGCAAACAUCUCAUUCUGGGCUCUGGAAGAAUUCUGAAGACUGGAGCAGUGAAAUAAAACUCAGAGAAAUUCCAACUGCUGCUCUUAUUCUAGGUGUGAAUGUAACAGAUCAUGAUUUAACACUCAGAAGUCUAACAGAAGUACUUCAGAAUAAUGUCACUCCUUAUGUAGUCUCAUUGCAAGCUAAAGAUUGUCCAGAUAUGAAACAUUUUUUGCAAAAGCUGGUCUCACAGUUGAUGGACUGCAAAGUAGAUGUGCAAUCCAAAGAAAAAGAAAGUGUUCAGGUCAUCCAGAAAAAUGUACAUUAUUCAAUGGAUUCUCUUUCCGCUUGGUAUAUGAGUGUCACACAGACAGACCCCAAAAUGCCAAGAAAAAAGAGGACUUUUUCUAGCCAGUGGCAUUCUCCUCCUGUUGUGCUUAUCCUAAAGGAUAUGGAAAGCUUCACCACAAAAGUACUCCAAGAUUUUAUAAUUAUCAGCAGUCAACAUCUACAUGAAUUUCCACUAAUCCUCAUUUUUGGAAUUGCCACAUCCCCUGUUGUCAUCCAUCGGCUGCUUCCUCAUGCAGUAUCAUCUCUAUUGUGUAUAGAACUGUUCCAGUCUUUGUCUUGUAAGGAGCACCUGACUACGGUACUUGAUAAGCUUCUUCUUACAACUCAGUUUCCAUUUAAGCUAAGUGAAAAAGUGUUGCAGAUUCUGACCAACAUCUUUUUGUAUCAUGAUUUCUCAAUUCAAAACUUUAUAAAAGGACUUCAGCUUUCUCUAUUAGAACAUUUUUAUUCCCAGCCCCUCAGUGUUCUGUGCUGUAAUCUCCCAGAAGCCAAGAGAAGAACACAUUUUUUAUCUGCUAAUCAAUGUGAAAACAUCCGACGUCUUCCAUCAUUUAGAAGGUAUGUGGAAAAGCAAUCUUCACAAAAGCAAGUUGCACUGUUGACCAGUGACAAAUCGUUGAAGGAGGAAACACAAUCAUUACUAGAAAACCUGCAUGUUUACCAUACAAAUUACUUCCUGGUUUUGAGAUGUCUUCAUCAGUUCACCUCUUUUCUUCCCAAGUACCCAUUGGGUCGACAGAUCAGAGAGCUGUACUGCAUGUGUUUAGAAAAGAACAUAUGGGAUUCAGAGGAGUAUGCAUCAGUCUUGCAGCUGCUGAGGUUGUUGGCAAAGGAUGAACUGAUGGCCAUGCUUCAGAACUGUUUUAAGGUUUUUCAGUCCUCUUCUGCAAAGGAGCUUGGCAACACAGCAAAGAAAAUAGAGGAGUUCCUGGCCCAGUUUCAGAGCCUUGAUGCAGAAACCAAAGAGGAAGAAGAUACUUCUCAGUCGCAGUCAAAGGGGCUUCAGAAGACGGACCUCUAUCAUCUUCAGAAGUCCUUACUGGAAAUGAAGGAGUUAAGAAGUACCAGUAAGAGGCAGACCAAGUUUGAAGUCCUCAGAGAACAAGUUGUGAGCUUCGUUGACAGUCUGGUGAGAGAGUACCUCCUGCCUCCAGACACCCAGCCUCUGCACGAGACGCUGUACUUCAGCUCUGCCCACACCCUUCGCCAGCACCUGAACGCCGCCCCUCGAAUAGCCCUCCACACCGCACUCAACAACCCCUAUUACUACCUCAAGAAUGAAGCACUGAGAAGUGAAGAAGGUUGCAUUCCAAAUGUUGCCCCAGACAUCUGCAUAGCAUAUAAACUGCACCUGGAGUGCAGCAGGCUAAUCAACCUUGUGGACUGGUCGGAGGCUUUUGCAACAGUUGUGACAGCUGCUGAAAAAAUGGAUGCAAAUUCUGUAACCUCAGAAGAAAGGAAUGAAGUUAUCCAUGCUCGAUUUAUUAGAGCUGUCUCUGAAUUAGAACUUUUGGGAUUUAUAAAGCCUACCAAACAGAAGACUGACCAUGUGGCAAGGCUAACAUGGGGAGGCUGCUAGACAGCAAAUGAGCAAAGCCAGAAAGAUAACAGUUAGCUUAAGAAGACCAGUCAUAUUUACACACGGCUCAAAGAAGAUUGUCUGGCAAGAAGAGAAGCGUGGAAUCCCUGUGUGGUGUUUAAACAGAAAAGUAGACUGGUAAACCCAAAUAGGAAUGUAUCAAAGCCCCUUUGGAGAACUUUGAAAUCCAACAAGUAACACGCAACUAGAAACUUUCUCAGAAUAUAACUGCAAUUCUCAGUCAUGGAGAAAUUAUGAAUAAAUUGUUCUUGAACAUGAAUAAUAUAUAAAUGUAAUAAAUUCCUUUACCUAGGAGAAUCAGUUGAUCUGCAGUUGAUCUAAUAGUAUUAAUACUUAUUUUUGUUCUACCAGUUUCUUGCACUGGUAUUCUUCACUUGUGUAAAUUAUGUAAUAAGAUGAAUAUUCUAGAGGAUUUUCUCCUCCAGAGGUUCUAAAACUGCCUCUACUGCCCCAUUUCCUUUAGUCUUACAGCUUAAAAAGUCUCAAGUUGUUUGGCUUUCUCAUUAAAGGCAGUAAAUAUUGUACUUCAGGUUGACCCAUCAUGGAGUCUUAAGAGCCUCAAAGAUCUUUACAAAUCACAUCAACCCUUAAGGCUCAGAUGAAAUGACACCUGAAUGUCUUCCAUAAUAAGAAUUCAUAUCAAGAUAGUGAAACAAAGAGACCUCAAGUUCAUUAUUUAAUGUUCUGGUUCCAAGAGAAUUCUGGGAUGUGUCUUUAAGUAUACUAACAUACCAAAAUUACCAUGCAAAUAUGACUGGGAGGGGAAAAGUCCAAAUUCAGUGAGGAUUAUUAUAGUUGAAGACCUUAGAACUAUGCACUUGUAGGUCUGUGUGUUUAGAGGACAAAUUUAAUAUAAACAGACUUAAUAUAUAACUUAAGCCUCAUUAAUUCUAGAGUAAAAGGAGGUAUUAUGUAAGUAUAAAGGGCUCCUUAGCCCUGUGGCAACAAGGUGAGCUGAGAUGACAUUAAUGGAUAACCGCUCCCUUCCCCACUUCCCACUUCAAAAACUUUUACAUGCUAGAUGAAAUGUACCCCCAGACAAAUUGUCAUAAUGUUGCCAGGGUUAAAAAGAAAAGUAAAUCCCAACGUAGCAGAAAUAAAGAAUCAACUGCAAGCCAGAGCAGAGUGUCUCGCCCGACAAAGCCUUGAGAUAAUUACCAGAGUUGCAUUAGUUCAGAUAGAUUAAAUGUCUUAUCUUCAUCUAGGAGAUACUAGGAUUUCUUAUUCAGCAGAAUUGAAACACAUGUACAUAUGCACAAAGGGCUGUCAACUUGGAAAUUAAGGAAUUCAUGAUGCAAAUGAAUGUAUAAACACAAACACAAGAGGCUUUUGACACCUUGGAAUUACAGGGGUCAUCUAGUGGUCCCUGAAAUGAGGGUAUAAGCAGAGCCUUUGCCAAAUGGACGUGAUCAAAGACUAGAUUUCUGUUGUGAGACAUUUUCCAGUGUAUCUUCACAACAACUAGGUCACUAUUUUUUCCUCAGCAUUUCCAGCCAUUCCCCUUCAGAGAUGUGCCCUCAAUCAUCUGUUUCAUUUUUGACUAUGGUUGGUAAAAUCUAGGUAAAGAAUGUAUGAUUAAUUUGUUCACAGAUUAUUUAUUGAGCAUGUAUCAUGGGACACUGUUGAAGCACUUGCAGUACUUCAGUGAGCAUAGAUCUAUGCCCUCACUGCAUUCUAUAAAUAGCAAAGAACAAUUAUACAGUGUUAAAGAAAAAAAAAACAGCAAAAGGGAAGCAGAUCGUGCUGAACAUGGCUGCCUGAGAUAGCAUCUUAAUAAAAAGAUUUAGCCAUGAUUUUUUGGAAGAAGUGCGUUUUAGAUAGAGAACAGCAAUAACAAAGGUCCUAAGGGAAGUACGCAAGCUGCACUGGAGGAACAGUGAAGUUGGCCAGUGUGGGACACACAGUGAGCAAGAGGGAAACUCAGAACUGAAUGAGGUGGGGUGGAGAGCAGGAAAGUUAUGGGCGUAGACCACUGUAAGGUCUUUUUUAGGUAGGAAGCCAUCUAAGCCAUCCUUUCAGUUCAGUUCAGUCACUCAGUUGUGCCUGACUCUCUGUGACCCCAUGAAUCACAGCACGCCAGGC